Messenger RNA from Salmo salar (Atlantic salmon), 3079 nucleotides. RefSeq names its product zinc finger protein 346 (gene znf346). The record is from RefSeq and is a predicted model, not a curated record. Gene Ontology annotation, molecular function: nucleic acid binding; zinc ion binding. Lineage: Eukaryota; Metazoa; Chordata; Actinopteri; Salmoniformes; Salmonidae.
AUUUUUCGUCUUAAGUAAAUUUGCUAAAUCAGUAGCUAGCUAGUAGCCGAGUUGUUCUCGUGCAGCUAGCAGACACGAGAUCCACAUAGCACGUUGGAAGCGAUGAAACAUCUGAAGUCCAUUCAUUUUCAGUGAAGUGGGCGGGAGGGCCUUUGGGCGAUGUGAGCAUGGGCAAAGGACGUGAACAGGGCGGACCAAAGUUGGGGAAAGCUGAACUUAAUGCAAAUUCUCCGCGACAUCGCGUUAUUGACCAAUCGAAGCUCACUAUAGUUUCCAGACCUUAUUGGAUUGGCUGUUGAUACCUUCCACUUCCUAGCCUGUUUGCUCGCACCAACAUCAGGUUGAUGCAAGCUAUCCGAAUUUACGAGUUAAAGGAUCUCGACCAUAAGUGUUUAAACAGGAUGAUAAAGGAGAAUGGUGACCUGUUUUCUGAUGCCCUGUGCAAAGUCUGCAGUGCUGUCCUGAAUUCUGACUCACAGAAACUUGCACAUUAUCAGAGCAAAAAGCAUGCCAACAAAGUGAGACGCUACAUGAGCAUCCACAAAGAAGAGGAGCCCACCAUCAAAAGGUUCAAGUUGCCUUCGGGAGACAGCGCCAACAGUAAUGAAGAGACGGAUCGCUCCAAAGCCUGUCUUAUAUGUAAUAUGACAUUUUCCUCUCCGGUGGUGGCUGAGUCCCACUACCAGGGCAAGGUGCACACCAAGAACCUGAGACUGAAGACUUUUGGCCACCAGCCCCCAGUAGCACUACCUCAGGCCUUGGCCCCAGUAGUGAAGAAGAAGACUCAGUCAGAAGAGGCGAGCAGCAUGGCAUCGUCAGGCCCGGCCGAGGACGACCAGGACCACUUCUGUUCCAUCUGCCACGCCUCAUUCAACAACCCCCUCAUGGCCAAGCAGCACUACGAAGGCAAGAAGCAUAAAAAACAGCUGACCCAGCAGAAGCUGAUGGAGACCUAUGGGCCGUCCACAGCACCUGCUUCCACAGUAAAGGGCUAUCCAUGCACUGUGUGCAACAUUGAACUCAACUCUGUGGAACAGUAUCAAGCUCACAUCAGCGGCUCCAAACAUAAGAACCAUGUCAGAGGGAAGAAAGGGAGCAACCCAACAUUUGUCAGCCCCUCUGAAAACCAGUACACAGCAGAAAACCAGCAGUCUGAGUACCAUUAUACGCCUGAAGCCGAACCAGUCCAGGAGGACUGGGGCGCUUUCAACCAGGACUACGAGUGAAGAGACUCCCAGUACCCCCCCACCUCUCUCCAACUACCACAGCUACUGGUGUCCCUCAGUUAGGGCCAGGAGGAUUUCCUGACCACAUCACCUGACCAGGAUAAACUCUCUUUGUUACAGGCUACAACUAGGCCCCAGAGUUUUCCCUGUUCAUGUCACAUGGUCAUGUAAAAUCCCUGGAAAGAGAGUGUGUCCUCCCUGCUUCUCUCUGUGGUGUCGUAUCUGCCUCAUAGGUGAAUCCUAUCUAUCUACUCCAGUUCUACUUCAUUCUAUCUGUACUCAGAGACGGUCAGUCUCCCAGUACAUGUGUUGGUUGUGUUCUCAGUCGGUCAGACCAGAGCGGUAUAGAGACACCUGGACAUGUUGUCUAUCAUUCCUGUUCAAAAUGUCAUAUUUCAAAUUCUGACAUAAUACAGUACAAUGAUAUGAUGUUGGUGUGAUGGACUUGCAGUAGUGUUAUGGUUCUAUUUUUAUUUGGGCUCAUAAUCCUUGGUGCCCCCCCUAGGGUUUUGUCCAACACCUAAAUCUUUUGAUUCAUCUCUUUACAUAAUGUUUCUCUGUGACUGGCUGAGAGGGAAAAACUCAAUAACAUAUCCUGUACGGAAAGUUAUUUUUCUUGAACUUUUACUCGUUCUAGUUAUUUCAGUUUGCAGAUAGCAACAUGGAGAGUAACUUGGACUUUCUAAAAAAAUAUUAUAUACAUGUAAUUUUCUGCACCCUCCAACCUCAGUGUUUGUGAGAACCUUCUAGUUUGAUGUCUAUUGUAAGUAAAAGACUGCCAGAUGAUAAGUACGUCCUAUAAUCGUUUUAUUAUAUGUACAUGCGUUCGUAUCAAUUUAAAAACAGAGCUGUCACAAACUAACAAUACGUUGCAGCAGAUAAGCAAUGUCAUACUCUAACCUUACUCUGUAUUAGGAAUGCGCUGUCAGUACCAGGGCUUAAAAAGCAAUGUAAUUUUGUUGUUUUUAUUCCUGUUUAUUUCUGUUUUUAGUCACAUGAGAAAUUAUAUGAAGCAACUUACAAUGUGAAAUAUGCCUUUACUAGACAUCUGCUGUAGUAUGUCAUAGUUGUAGAAAUCAUAAUGUUUUACUCCAUAGUUGUCCAUCUGUGCUGGUAGGGUCAUGAAAGAUUGUCUGAAUAUUGGUCAACAUUCUUUCUGAGGGAGUGGCUUUUGGAAUGGGAUUUGUCUGUGAAUGUAAAGGUACUCUGAUAGUGUUUCAGUGGUGAUGGUGAGACUAAAAUAAGGUAUUUUAAAAGGUCAAUGUUUGGUGUAGUAAGUGCUAAUACUUUUAGUGUUUUUGCUGCAUUUAUUGAAUGGACAAAAAAUAUCUACUUGGAUAUGGGUCGGAUUAGUGAGGGAUUGGAUGUGCAGAAUCGUCGUAGCAGUCCCGGGUGCGUUACUGACAGACAGUAAAGGAUCCUAGAUUUGUACUUUUAUUGCUUCAAGUGAAAUACUAUGUUGAUCUUUAAAAGCAUAAAUAGAUUUUGAUUGAUCUUAAGAUCCCAUUCCCAUUAUUUCAUUUUGUGACGAGUUGUUUUGGCUAUGUGAAAUUUUGUCAUGUCCUAAAAUAGUUUUUUUUCAUCAGACAUGACAAGUUGAAUAUCUAUUACUGAAUGUGUCGCCCUGCCUUUUGGCUGAAGAAACGUUGCAUUCAUUUUGGAUGUAAUUCAUUAGAAGAGGGCUUCUAAAUACAUUGUAAAACAAGCAAAAAUAUGGCCUUUUAUUUCAGACCUCAUUCUUGUUGUAUUAGUUAUUGUGUUGUAAAUUAUCAGAUUUAUUUUCAAUACAAACUAUGUAUGCCUAAAGAAGUGCUAGGAAAAUGUGUAUCUAGUAAAACAAUGUUUUAACUAAA